AUGGCCGCAACGAAGAGGUUCGGCAGGCCGAAAAGCUCCCUGCCACCCGCCCCGUUCAAGGCACCUCCCGAAGCCCUCGGCCAGUUCAUCGGCGGGCUCUCGGAGGAGCAUGUUUACAUCACGCACAUCGACGCCAAGCCGACGUCCUUCAAGCGCAGCGUCUUUCUCGUCCCCGUGGCCAUGAACCUCUUCCUCUCUCUUCUCCUCCUCUGGCGGCUGUACUCCGUCAUGCCCUGGUACUGGCAGCUCGUCAUCGCCGCCUUCGGCCACCCGAGCGAGGCAACCUUUCCUGCCUCGGAGUCGACGUGGCACGAGCUCGGCUGGGAGGUUGGAAAGCGAGCCAUGACCAUGUCCAUCGACUUUCUCCUCUUCACCUUUGUCUGGCCGUGGCCCGUCCAGUUCGUCGCCCGCCGCCAAUCCGGCAACCCCGUCCUCUGGCGCCGAAAAGUUGGCUUCCGGGACCGGGAGGUGUACGUUCGCCGCAGCCGCGAAUGGUGCCGACCCCUCCUGCGUGACCUUUUCAAGGACACCAACGCGAGCGCCAUCUUUUCCGCCCAUGUUCGGCAAGUAACCACGCCGCUGCUACUGGAGCAGAAAACGGGUUAUCUGCUCAUGAACCGUCAGUGGGAUCUAGAUUGGGACGCCAUGGUCCGCGCGCACUCCCUCGUCGACAAGAAGGCCAUGGCCCUCGACGCCUUCAACGGAGCCGUGCUUGUGCACCACAGGGACCACGGGUGGUUGUGCUACGAUAUCCGGGAUGAGCUGGACGCUCCCGGCGAGGGGAGUGACCAGAUCGCCGCGUUUCGAGAUGCCCUCGCGGCCAUGGGCAAAAGCGAACUGUUCUACCGAUGGGUGGAGACCGUACAGUUCGAGGCGACACGUCCGGGAGGGUUUGGUCCGGAGCAACAAGAGGCGGCCGCGACGAAGAUCCGCACCAUGUUUAAUGCUGAAAACAUCGAUUUUGACAGCCUGUGGAAAGAGACGAACAAGAGCUAG
Molecule: messenger RNA, 996 nt
Organism: Drechmeria coniospora
Lineage: Eukaryota; Fungi; Ascomycota; Sordariomycetes; Hypocreales; Ophiocordycipitaceae
Exons: 1
Coding region: 1-996 (331 amino acids)
Source: RefSeq, a predicted model, not a curated record